AUGGUAUUCAUUCUUCGCAAUAAAUCUGAUAUUCAGCGAUUUGCUAUAAUUCGGUAUAGAUAUGCUAUAGGUGAAGAUAUUGUGAUGAAAAAUGUUUAUAGAUGGAUUGUUCAAGCUGUUAAGCGCAAUGUUAAAGAAAUGAGUUUGAAAAUCAGUCAAGGUCAUCCAGAAGCACUUGAAAUUCCCCAUCAACUUGUUAAUUGCAAGUCACUGGUGCACUUGGAAAUGCAAGUGAAUUUUGGUUUCAAAUGUACAGAUGCUAUGUUACCAAAAUCAAUGGAUUUACCUCGGCUCAAAGUUUUGUGGAUUCAUGGAGUUUCGAUCCCCAAUGAAGAACUAUCUAAAAGGAUCUUUUCAAGUUUCCCAGUUCUUGAAAAGUUAUUCGUAUAUCAUUGUGACAUACCAAAUUUGACUGUUAAUUCUCUCAGCCUCGAGAAUUUCGUGUACAAGCGGUUACCUGGUAGUACAGACAAUGUUAUCAAGUUGACUACUCCAAAUCUAAAAUAUUUCCAGUGCAUGUCUUGCGUGACACAAUUAUAUUCUCUAGAAAACUGUUCUCUUCUAUUCGAGGUAAAUUUUAAGUUGGAUCUCAAAGAAAGAGUUUUAGGUGAGAAUACAGAAGCAUAUUGUAAUUUUCUCUCACAUGAAGAAAUGGUAUAUGCUAAACAUAUGACGAAGUUUCUAAGAGAGGCUUGUAUGGUGAGAAAUAUGUGGUUAUCCUAUGGAUUACUCGAGGUUCUCUCAGAAGCGCCUGACUUAUUAUUAGACUCUGAACCACCUUGCUUAUUUAAUAUGCUAUCUUUCUGGAUGAAAAUGCGGUUUACAAGAGGUUGCUUGUGGGCUAUAACGUAUUUGCUCAAGAUUUCUCCUCGGGUACAGAGUAUACUCCUUUACUCCAAGCAGUCAAAUUUAGUGGACGUCGGGGAUGAUUGGGAUGCAGGGUUGUCAUCGCAGGGAUGUUGUCUCGCCUCACUGAUGUUUCUUUCUACAAUGUGGAAGGAUGUGAUGCUAAACUCAAACUUCUGA
Papaver somniferum (opium poppy) is the source of this 1026-nucleotide messenger RNA. RefSeq names its product putative F-box/FBD/LRR-repeat protein At1g78760. The record is from RefSeq and is a predicted model, not a curated record. Lineage: Eukaryota; Viridiplantae; Streptophyta; Magnoliopsida; Ranunculales; Papaveraceae. The transcript is spliced from 3 exons. Bases 1 to 1026 code for a protein of 341 amino acids.